Molecule: messenger RNA, 3625 nt
Organism: Pseudoliparis swirei
Lineage: Eukaryota; Metazoa; Chordata; Actinopteri; Perciformes; Liparidae
Gene: chrnb2
Product: cholinergic receptor, nicotinic, beta 2
Exons: 7
Coding region: 60-1361 (433 amino acids)
Biological process (GO): nervous system process; regulation of membrane potential; chemical synaptic transmission
Cellular component (GO): neuron projection; synapse; postsynaptic membrane
Molecular function (GO): acetylcholine-gated monoatomic cation-selective channel activity; transmembrane signaling receptor activity
Source: RefSeq, a predicted model, not a curated record
ACUACAACAAACUGAUCCGCCCCGCGACUAACGGCACUGAGCUGGUCACCGUGCAGCUGAUGGUGUCGUUGGCUCAGCUCAUCAGCGUGCAUGAAAGAGAGCAGGUGAUGACCACCAACGUCUGGCUAACGCAGGAGUGGCAGGACUAUCGUCUGACUUGGGUCCCUGAGGAGUUCGAUGGGAUGCUGAAGGUCAGGCUGCCCUCAAAACACAUCUGGCUGCCUGACGUGGUGCUCUACAACAAUGCUGAUGGGGUGUACGAGGUGUCAUUCUACUCCAACGCGGUGGUCUCCCACGACGGCAGUAUCUUCUGGUUGCCCCCGGCCAUCUACAAGUCCGCCUGCAAGAUCGAGGUCAAGCACUUCCCCUUCGACCAGCAGAACUGCACGCUGCGCUUCCGCUCCUGGACCUAUGACCGCACAGAGAUCGAUCUGGUUCUCCGUGCCGACGUGGCCAGCAUGGACGACUUCACGCCCAGCGGCGAGUGGGACAUCAUCGCCCUGCCGGGCCGACGGAACGAGAACCCGGCUGACCCCACCUACGUGGACAUCACGUACGACUUCAUCAUUCGCCGGAAGCCACUUUUUUACACCAUCAACCUCAUCAUCCCGUGUGUGCUCAUCACCUCGCUGGCAAUCCUGGUCUUCUACCUGCCCUCCGACUGCGGAGAGAAGAUGACGCUCUGCAUCUCCGUGCUGCUGGCCCUCACCGUGUUCCUGCUGCUGAUCUCAAAGAUCGUGCCCCCCACGUCACUCGACGUCCCCCUCGUGGGGAAGUACCUGAUGUUCACCAUGGUCCUCGUCACGUUUUCCAUCGUCACCAGUGUGUGUGUGCUCAACGUGCACCACCGCUCGCCGACCACACACACCAUGCCCCCCUGGGUUAAACUGGUGUUCCUCAACAAGCUUCCUGCCUUGCUCUGCAUGCGCCAGCCCAGGAACAGCUGCGAGCGCCAGCGGCUGCGCCAGAGAAGGAGGGCCCAGGAGCGGAAGGAGGGUGGGCGGGUGUUCAGCAAGGAGGACAAUGACCCCUGUACCUGCUAUGUGAACCGGGCGUCUGUGAAACAGUUCGGAGGGGAUCUGCCAGCAGCAGGGGGUCCUGCUUUGACUCAGGCUCUGCUGGCUCAAGCCUGUCCGGGUUUUGAUGAGGCUGUGGAAGGAGUUCGCUUCAUCGCCAAUCACAUGAAGAGUGAGGACGAUGAUCAGAGUGUGAGCGAGGACUGGAAGUACAUUGCCAUGGUGAUCGACCGGCUCUUCCUGUGGAUCUUUGUGUUUGUGUGCGUGUCCGGCACACUGGGCAUGUUCAUGCAGCCGCUUUUCCAGAAUUACACAGUCAAGACCAUCACCAGCUCGCCAGGCUGACCACUCCCAGGCCGAGAACACGCUGACCUGACGGCUCCAUGGACCAAUCAGCACAGCAGGACAAGGGCCAGGACAGGGGAGGCGGGUCUGGGCUUUAUUGUGUCUAUUGAAGUGGAAGCGAGAGCUGCAACUGAACAGCGAUCACGCCCAUUACCUUUAUAGUAAUGUUUUUGCAACGAAGAAACUGUUUUUCUUGGAUGAAGAAAAAGGAAAACAGCAUCAUACUUUUACCUGCAGUUUGUUGUCCAGAUGUUUAAUGGACUGACCUCCCCUUUCUGCUGGAAAGGUCCCUCCCUGCUCCCCUCUUCAGCCAGUCAGGGAGCGAGGAUGCUCUGAUUUACUCCUUGUUGCACUUUUACGCCAGCCUAUCAACACUCUCCGCUCGACGCUGACUUCUCAAUUGACACCUGACAUGCCCGCCUUCAACUAUGACCUUACUCCUCCUCGGUGUUGACUGAUGACAGAGGGAGCUAAUCUAAAAGGAAGGGAGGUUCCUAUCAAGGUUCUUAUACAUUUAUUUUAUUUUUCCUGAAACCCACUAUGUCAGUGAGCUAAUUCAGUAUAUUUUAUCAUAGCAUAGCGGCUUACCACAGUAAAGCAUUAUGAAUAUAUUAUUAAGAUUUCUCUAUGUGUUCGCUCAUGCAAGGGUCUGUUGCUGAUAGAGAGGCUACGGUGUGUUGUAUGAUUGUAUAGAUGAAACAAGAAUGUGAUAUAAACCGUACUACACAACCUGUGAUGCGCACACUAACACAAUAUGUGUACAAGUCACAGAUUGUGAAGGAUAAUACAUGGAGGAGACUUGAAUUAUUCGACUUGCAUUGGGUUGCAUUAUUCGAAGAAAGGGAUGAAGUAAGAUAUGCAUGAAGGGGGUUAUGCUCAGAGUUGUGCAUACUAAAUAAAGGACAGUAGCAGCCGGCUGUGCCAGAGUGCACAGCUGCAGUGAGAUGAGUUUGGCUCCAGAAACACCGGAAUCUGAGCCAAGAUGGUGGAUGAGAACUCCUAAAUGAUGGACAGUGGAAGAUGAAUUCCCUCAGAUCCAGUAUCUACUGAAGAGUAAAGAUCAGUAUUAGAAAAAGUAAAUGUAAAAUCUAAAUAUAUUGAUGGAGGAAAGGGAAUUAUAUCAUGGACAUUAAGCUAUUAUUUGUAUUAUUCUGUAAUUUUAUAUUUCAGUUUGUAAUCUUCAGAGCAUACAUGUAUGUGUAUGCGUAUGCGUGCCCCGCAACCAGAUGCAUUAUUACAUCCGUCAGAUACCGUGUUCAGAAGAACAAGCCAUCUGUGUGUCUUCCCCUCCCUUCUGUUAAUUUCUGGAAACCUCUCUCUGGUUCUCUCUCCUUUAUCUGGUCUUCCACUGACAAACACAUUUCUGACAUUUAGUCCAAUUACAAUAACGAUUACCCACAUUCUCUAACGACCUUUUCACUAUGACACUUUUCCUUUUAAUCAAGGACUGGCUGAUUUGUCUUAUUUUUAUAAUCUUCCCAGGUUCCCUGACAACCAGGACGCAAGAGGGCUUUUCAGGCAUGCAGGGAGUGUAUGUGUGUGUGUGUGUCGGGGGGGGUUACAUUUUCAAAAAAUAAGAGAGAAAUGACAAGAGGGCCUAUGCUGAAGCAGUCGCACCAGGCAACAAGUUAACGAAAGGUUAUAUAGUACAAAUGCUUUUGACUUUAUAGUGAGGUUGCAUACUGGGGAAAAAAGGAUAAUCUGACCACAGCAAGCACAAUCCAGAUAGAGAGGAGGAAUAAAGCAGGAUAGGAAAAAGACUGUUCAUGUUGUUAUUCCAUAGGAAAGCCACUAUAAACUGCUGUCUAAUCCUCAGUCACUGUCACUGUUUUUUACGGUUUUGAGGCUGCAGUCUGCAGCUCCGAUCCGCUCUGGACUGGGAGCAGUCUGUCUCCAUCGUUCUGUCUCUAGAGGAUGGGGUUACCCGGGGUGAUCCCCAACAAGUGUGAAAAGCCUGUCAGAGACCUGUGAAACAUGUAGCCUGCACUGCUCCACACGGACAAAGUGCUGCUGUCCACUCUUUCGCUCUCUCUCUUUGACCUUUCCACUCUACUUCCUUUCUUUUCACUUCCUCUCUCAUCAUGCUCCCCCAUCUCUCCCCCUUCUCCUUCCUGACUCUCAAAUCUGCUCCUGUGUACACCUAACCAGUCCAAUAAAGGUUGUAGGUUCAGAUGACUCGAGGGAUGUGUCUGUGUGCCAUGUUUUUACUCUCAUACUUCCCUCACCCUAACCUUCCCCCCGACAUUAAACAUUAAAGUCCUCAA